Molecule: messenger RNA, 3120 nt
Organism: Aethalodelphis obliquidens (Pacific white-sided dolphin)
Lineage: Eukaryota; Metazoa; Chordata; Mammalia; Artiodactyla; Delphinidae
Gene: CUNH9orf50
Product: chromosome unknown C9orf50 homolog
Source: RefSeq, a predicted model, not a curated record
GCCGCGCUGCCCCGCUCCGGGCGCUACGGCCUGGAGGCGGGUCUACGCCCUCCUCUCCACUUCACACGGUACCGCCCCCACUGGCUUGAGGAUGCCCUGGGCUGAGCGCAGGGCCAGACAUGCCCCGGCGUCGGCCCAGCUCCUGUGCCCAGCAGAUGGCGCCCGAGGGGCUCCCCGGCGGUGGCGAUCGCAGACGGAGAGACCCGCUGCUGCCGAGGCUGCUGCUGCCCGAGCUCCGAGCAGCCUCUGGCGCGGGGGCCUCCGGGGGCUCCAGGGCUUCGGAGGGCGGCGCCGAGUGGUGGGAGGCCCCCACGUGUGAGUCCUCAGCCUCGGAUCCCGGGGUGGGCGUCAGGCGCCCCCGGUCGCGCCUGCCCGUCCUGCCCACCGUGGCCCAGCGGGCGGCCCGGAACCGACCAAGGCUGAGGUCGCUGCUGCUGCCGCCCACGCUCUUGGCCGGCGAGCCCCGGGAACCGGCGCCCGGGCCUGGACAGUGCGAGGAUCCCCGCAGGGGCUCGGCCAGGGAGAACCCCGACUCUUUGGGCGACUUCCUAGGAGAGCUCCUCCCCGGCCGGUCCCGGCAGUUCCUGUGCCAGCUCAGGCCUGAGUCUGCGAAGCAGCCGCGACCACCGAGUGAGGCCCCUACGGCCCCCACGGGGGGGCUGAGUCAUUUCCGGUGGGGGUCCCACCACCUGGCAACUGAGGCCCAAGGCCAUGCAACCAGGAAGAGCCUGGUAAGGAUUGUGCCCAAGAGAAGACUCAGAACUAUUUCCACCUCCUCCUGGCUCCCAGCAUCCUCACCAUCACAACAUCAAAGGAGUGUGUCAGAACACUCUGGAAGUCCUCCGCAGUGUCCCCGCUACUCCUUCCUCCCAGACCUGGGGCCCCACACUACACAGGCCCCCAAGCUCAAGGCCGUGCUCACCCACAGCUCCUCGGGGGAAGGCUCAGGGCACUGCAGGCGGUGUUGCCCUUUCCGCGUGCAGUUUGCAGAUGAGACGCUACGGUACACAGCGCUCCGCUACUGGGAACGCAGCUGUGCAGUCCGGCAGGGCAUCCUCGAGAACAGGACAGCCAGCGGGUCAGCAGCAUCGGAGCAGGUGUUCGGGAGUGUCGGGAGAUGGCUGGAGAGUUUGCCCAAAGCCCUGUAUCCCAGGGCCAAGGAGGACACCACGGCCAACUCAUUCGGCUGGGACUCCCGUGGCCUGUCCACCCUGGAGCCGAAGGACCACCUCUCUGAGGACACCUCUCUGAACAGCAGCCUGCCCUUCAUCCCCAGGCCCACCACCUAGAGGCAGCGGAGCGGGGGCACCUCAAAACCUUUCUGGAGCAGGAGUCCUUCCUGCCCAGCUUGGUGUUGCACACGCGGUCCUGAAACAAGGCCGCCCUAAGGGGCACCAGCUUCCCCGGCCGUCAACAUCACGUCGCGCUCAGAGGUGAAUGGCUGCUGGUGCCCAAGCCCAGGUGUGGACACGGGGGAGGGGUGAGGAGAGGCCUUCCCUGACCCACAAAUAAACGCACAUCCCCGGUGGCUGGUAUCUGCUGUCAGGGCUCACCUUACAAACCUCUCCUAGUUGCUGGUCUUUGGGGGUCCUGGGCCAGGGGGAGGGCUGGGGCGGAGUCACAGCUGGGAUGAAGAUGGGGGGGCAAGGCAUCUUCAGGGGUCAGGCUUAUUCCAAAUGAGCCCCUCUUCUGGGAGGUGGGAGACCCUGCCACACAUCUCAAACCUGGGACCAAGCCUCUGUCAACCUAGAUCAGCCCACACCUGAAACAGGCACCUGCCCCAACCUCCCCCAGCCCAGCCUCCAUCUUUGACAGGAACCAAAGGCUGCUUGCGGACCUCCCCUGUGGGGUGAGGGCAUCCAGACUGUGGCCAAAGGGACAAACAUUUGUCUUCUGUGUUCCCAGGCCAGAGUCUUAUCCCUGGAGGGCAAGCAUCUGGGUGGGCAGGGGUCAGAUGUUUCUCUCCCACUUAGGGGGGCAGUGUUCAGGGUCACACAGGAGGUGGCGCAAGACAAGGUGGCAGGAACUGCCUGGAGCUUUUCCGACCGCUGCACUGACCCAGCAGUUCACCCCCAUUUGCCUGUCUGCCGGGUUUGGCCCUGCCACACACCUGCGUUCCAACUGCUGGGCAAAGUUUGGGCCCCUCCCCUCUCUCCUAGAAGCGGCGCUUUGGCUCCAACCCCUCGCCAAGGCCGGGAUCGAGGUCUUUAUCGCCACCUCCUGGCCAGUGAAGAAACAGCCACGGAAUCCACACCCAGGCGCAGUGCUGAAUAGCAAAGGCUGGGAUUUGGGUUGGACCGGCCGUGGGGAUUUUAGGGCCAGGACGGGUUGUGGAUGGGGGAGAACUGUUUCGAAGGAGGGCCCUGGCUCCAGAAAAGGCCACGGAUCUACCAACCCUGUGGGGAUGGGUUGGAGCAGUGCUACCAUUCCCCUUCACUGGGGAGUGUAGUGGGAUUCCGAUCCCUGGGAUGACCUAUCCCCUCCAUCCCCACUUUCUGGACUUUCACUCCUCCCCCACUCCCCCCCCCCAGUACUUAUAUUUCCUGGAGAGCCUACGGGUCCCGGAGGAGGCCUGAUUUUACUGCACCUUUUCUUCGUGGCCUUGCACAGCCCACCUGGCCCUCUCCGAGCCUCAGUUUCCCCGGCAGAGCCGCGGCGGACCCCAAACCGGCCACCGGCUGCAGCGUCGCGCCGCGCCCACGCGGGGGCAGUGUUGGCCUGGCUUUGGCACCGCCCGGCGCGGCCGAAACUUCUCAGCCUCUUGCUAAAGGGUCGGAAACUUUUCCCCUCGCGCGGCGCUCGCGUCUCCGGCCCUGCGCCGCGCCGCCUCCUUCCACCUGCCCGAGUUCGCUGCCGGACCGCGGGGCGGGGAGGGGAGGCUGCCCAACCCCCAACUUCUCUUUCUCGCUUUUCGUUGUUCAACCAAAAUACUGCUAAGCUUGCAACAGCGCCGUCAGCCACGAGCACUGAAGAUUGAGUCCCGCGUGCAGCGCACAGCGGCGGGGGGCGGCCCUGCGGCGUCGGGGCUCCCAAAGCGGGGCGGCCGGACAGCGGCCUCCCGGCGGGGACCUGCCCGGUGGGCUGGGGAUGGGGACCCGGCGGGCGGCCACGCGGGCUCCC